AUGGCGACACCAGCAUACGGUAAAUUCACGUCAGGGUCAAAAGUUGCUGCUACUUUUGCCGACCGCAUACAGGGAAAAAACAUACUCGUGACAGGCGGCAGCACAAAAGGUCUGGGUGCCACUACCGCAAGAAUAUUGGCUGCUCAUAAACCUGCUACUCUUAUCGUGACUUACAGAUCAAAGCCCAAGGUAGAAGACGUGCUGGCUGAGUUGGAAUCUAUUUCACCAGAAACCAAAAUCAUCGGCAUUGCCUUGGACUUGAGUGAUCUAGAGUCAGUUUGCGCUGCUGCCGAGAAGCUGAAUCAAUCGAUCAGCCACCUUGACAUUCUUAUUAAUAAUGCCGGUGUCAUGUCCGUCCAGGACCGCGAACUGACCAAAUUUGGCACUGAGAUGCAGUUCGGCGUGAACCAUAUUGGACAUUUCUUGUUCACCAACUUGAUUAUGCCCAGAUUACUGGCAGCCGCAGAGAAGAACCCCCCCGAGGCCACCAGAAUCGUCAAUCUCACUGGAGGUUGGCACAAAUUUGGCCCCGUACGAUUUGACGACAUAAAUUGGGAGGGCAAACCGAUCCCCCCAGAUCAAGAGCCAAACAGGGACGUAAUGGCCAAGUUUGGGGUACGAACGGACAGCGACUAUAUUCCCGAGGCUGCUUAUGCUCAGUCGAAGACGGCCAAUAUCCUGUUUACAGUCUCGCUUAACAAGCGUCUGAACGGUCGAGGCAUUGUUUCUUAUGCCGUUAAUCCAGGAGGAGUCCUGACCGAGAUUGGUCGACAUUUACACUUGGAGAGAGCCAAGGAAAUCAUCGCGUCAGGCCUGCUAGACAAGACUCCAGAUCAAGGAGUAUCGUCGACAAUCGUUGCGGCGCUCGAUCCAGGAGUUAACUUAAGCAAUCCGGUUUAUAUAGACAACUGCCAGCAAGUCCCGCCAGCUACGUAUGCCAGUGAUCCUGAGUUGGCGGAAAAAUUGUGGAAGCUGAGUGAGGACAUUGUCGGACAGAGAUUUUCCUUGUAA
Messenger RNA from Aspergillus tanneri, 1011 nucleotides. RefSeq lists its product as uncharacterized. The coding region runs from base 1 to 1011 and encodes 336 amino acids. The record is from RefSeq and is a predicted model, not a curated record. The transcript has 4 exons. Lineage: Eukaryota; Fungi; Ascomycota; Eurotiomycetes; Eurotiales; Aspergillaceae.